This is a messenger RNA of Miscanthus lutarioriparius, 405 nucleotides long. The record is from the annotation of a GenBank genome assembly. NCBI's taxonomy places the organism in Eukaryota, Viridiplantae, Streptophyta, Magnoliopsida, Poales, Poaceae.
AUGGCCGCUCCGGGCAGCGGGUUGACGGCCACCGGCCUCGCCGUCACAGUGAUCGCUGUCAGCGUGGGCGUCAGCUCCACCGGCGGCUUCUUCUUGCCUCUCAGCUUCGCCGGGGUGCUUGCCGGCGCCAGCCUCAUCUUCGUCGGGGUCCGGGUCGCCGACGACGACCCGACGGCUCCCAUAGGACGCCCCGGGGUGCUCGCCGCUGGUGUUGUACACUGCCUGCGCCGCAACAUCGCCCUCGUUGGACUCCUCUUGGCUUCCUCUGCUGCCGCCAGUGCGACGGCGGCGACAGCGGACAGGGAGGCGGCCCCGGUGCUCUGCUUCUGCGCGUUUGCUGUGAUGCUACUCGGCCUCUCUCUCCUCAACACCGGAGUUCUUCUUCUCGGGGAACAGGAACACUAG